This is a messenger RNA of Quercus lobata, 483 nucleotides long. Its product is annotated as shikimate O-hydroxycinnamoyltransferase-like. Bases 1 to 483 code for a protein of 160 amino acids. The transcript has a single exon. Lineage: Eukaryota; Viridiplantae; Streptophyta; Magnoliopsida; Fagales; Fagaceae. The record is from RefSeq and is a predicted model, not a curated record.
AUGGAGAAUAUGAAGUUACUUGAGAAAGUUGUAAUCGCACCCGAAAAACCUACAGAACGUAGACAAAUUUUCUUAUCUAACAUAGACUUUUCCCUUGUUGUGUACCAAGAAUCUGUGUCCUUUUUUGACCCUCCAACAAAUGAAAUGACAUUCUUUGAAGCUUAUCAUAGCUUAUGCAGUGCCCUUUCCAAAAUGCUAGUCCCAUAUGAUUUUUUAGCUGGUAGGCUAGUGCCAUGUUCGGAAGAAGAUAAUCGCUUUGAAAUUGAUUGUAAUGGUGCUGGUGUUGUGGUUGUUGCAGCGAGAACCGACACGAUGUUGAGUGAAUUAGGUGACCUCUCGUCUCCCAAGCUGGAGUUAAGGCAGUUGGUUGCAUUGUUGGAUGAAGAGGGUGAUGAAGAAAGGGACUUGAAGGCAAUCCCCUUUUGUCUAUACAGGUUAUUUUCCCUUUGGUUAUUAGUAUUUGGUACCAUACAGUUAAUUUAG